UGCAACAGCGAGUCAUUCACCUUUUACUACGACGACGAAGACACAUCGACUGACAAAAAAUGGAGAAAAUACACGAGAACAUUUGACUAAGGAGAUCACAAUAUGGCGCGAACUUGCCAGAAAAUGAAGCGACAGUACAUCGACGCCUAUCGGUCACUGACAAAUACAAGAAAUCUGUUUGUUUUUGUCGAAGAAUACCAGAAUACGUGAGGUCUUUCUUUUUUUUGUUUCUUUUCAUUACCAUCCCUGUCAUCCACGGAGAAGAAAGGAGUACAACAUGUCUACGAUUCGUGGUUCCGAGGAGGGUUCUUGUGAACGGACGGCUCUGGAGAGGUUCGGUAGCGGAGGGAUGGCUCUUCUUCCCUGGACUAAACAGAUGCUCACCGUGCUGUGGGAACAGCUUCGGCUGCUGGUUCAGGUCAUUUACUACACCUUCAUGUCAGUUUUCCAGAUGUUCCGGUUUGAGGUCCAUCUGAGAAUCACAGACGAGACAGGGCAACACAUCCAGCACAUGACCGCAGCGGCCAGCCAGACAGAUUCCUUCCUGUUUUCCUCGCUGUUUGACGGAGAAAACGGUGUGAUGGUCGGAGGUUCCAAUCCCCUCUCUAACUUCUGUGCUGACGUCCCUUUCACCGGGAAAUCGACUGCCGAGGCCCUGCUGUCCAGUCUGCGAGCCGACGACCUCUGCUGCGGAUUAGUGGACGACUUUGUGUCCAGAACAACCAGCAAAGAAGACAACAUCUUUCUGGGACACCAGUCCAGCUGGAAAAUGGGCUUCCCCGGCGACUGGAACUUCUUUUUGUCGAGCAGUGACAGCUCCAACGACGGCUGCCACCAGAGUUGUGAGAAGAAUUUCAAACAAGACACAUCAGAGGAAGAGAGGAGCUCUCACUGGAGUAGUGAGGAAGACCACAACGUAGUAGAAUUCGACAGUGAGGAAAGUAAGGCGCUUUGGGAGUCCCUGUCAAGAUCCAGUGAUCCCUACAACCCUUUCUUUUUCUCUGCCUGCAUUUCAACAAACACAAACAUGAUGAAGAGUAAAAGUGGGGCAAAAGACGGCAGCGCUACUGACGUCAUGUCAGUGAGCAAAGCCACCGAGGAGAUGUUCGGGCCUCGAGGCCUGAACAUCUGGGUCAGUCGCUCUGACAGCGAGAGCAGCUGGAGUAGCUGGGCCAGUUCGGACAGUUCGAGCCCCGACAUCGACAAGGAGGAGAGCGAGAGGCUGCUGGACUUCUUCACCAGCCCAGAAGACCCCUACAAUCCCAUGUGCUUCACUGCCUGCACAGUCACCAACACAUCAGCUAAAACCACCAACACCAGCACAGUCUCUAAACCCUCUCCUGCUCCUCCUCCCAAGUCAGACACAGACACCGAGGAGAAGACCAGCAGCUUCCCUCCUUCAUCUGAGGAGGACGAGGAAGAGCAGCUCCUGUGGAAAUCCCUCUGCCAAAAGGACGACCCGUACCACCCUCUCAACUUUCAGGCCUGUCUCCAGAGCUCCCCAACAACAACAACAACACUCCAGUCUGGAAAAGAUCAGGCUCCCCCUGAUGUUCCAGACACUAAAACCCCUCCCAUGAAGAGCAAAAGAUGUGAAAAAGAAGCUGAAACACCCCAAAAAUCCAGAGCCAAAAAGCCCUCACUUCCACAGAGGGUGUUAAAGCAGCACUCCCAUCCAGACAAAACUCUGGUACCCUGGAAAAGACCCGGACAAACACCUCCAUCAAAGCCAGAGGAGAGGAAGGAAAACAAGGCUGGCAGCACCCAGAAAAAGGUGCGAUUCUCUCCUCUAGUCCAAGUCCACGUCAUGCAGACCUGGCCGUUUGCCCGGCAGGCGUCUCGCAAAGGACACUGGGAAGAAAUGGUUCGAGACCGGGACCGCUUCCGAAGGCGGAUCCAGGAAACGGAGCAGGCCAUCGGGCACUGCUUCACCCCGCCUCACAGAGAGAGGAUGCGGGCGUAUGUGGACGGUGCCUUGAAAUAAAACACACACAAAAGAAAAGAGUCCUGAACACUGAAUGUUUAAUUUCCUUUUUUGGAUGAGAACUCGUGAUUGGUUGCAAUGCAACAGUGAUUUUUGAUUUAGGCCAAUUAGAAAAUGGAUGUUAGGCCAACUUUAAUGUUGUGUGUGGAGUUGAACAACCUUGUACCUCAGAAGGUUUUUUUUGACAUUGUGUGCACUGACUGACACUUUCUUCUAUUAACCUCAGCAUUACUGUGUGGAAUGUUGUUUUUGUAUGCCUUAUAUACUGACCUAGUAAUGUAACUUAUUUAUGCCCUAUGGAGCUUGUUGUUUAUUUUGUACCUUUUUGUAUCGUGUUUUCAUACGUGUGAACAAACCUGAGUGGUGAAUCUAGAGGUAACAAGUAGAUCAGUGGUUUCUCAACUGGUGGAUCAGGACCCAAAAGUGGGUCGCAGAGCCGUUUUUAGUGGGUCGUGAAUUUGUGCCUGGAAGAAAAAAGUUGUCAAGUGCUUUUUUUAAACAAGUUUGUGUCAUUCAGUUUCUUCUUUUUAAUUAUUUUAGCAUUUUUGACUUUAUUGGAUAGGACAGCUGAAGAGAGACAGGAAAUAUUGGAAGGAGAGAUGAAAUACAGAAAAGGGCAGAGUUCUGAUUCUGUCACAUAUUUUGUUCAGUCUGAGGUCUAAACUGCGCAAUCUUUCUUUAAAUACAUCUGAUUGAUCAUUUUUCCCGACGUAGUAGUUGGUGGGUCCUGAGGCUCUACCGGUUGAGAACCCCUGACGUAGAUUUUAUCUUCUAAGCAGGCAGAGUUUUAUGGUUCAAGGUGUUUGGAAAGUUUUAGCAUGUCGGAGACAAAUCAUUAGUUCUGGUGCAAUCCUGGUCGUCUUGUUCAAAUCUUUGAGUUGUUUCAGAUGUUGUUUUGUCUUGUAAUCUAUUUAUUUUGUAUUUUUUGUGAUGGCACUGACUGUGGAGAUGGACUUCUGUAUUGUGAUAUUUAAUGGAAAGAUUCAAACACUCAGUUGUUCAUGGCGACAACAUGAGCCAAAAAUAAAAACUUGUCAAAAAAGCUAA
Messenger RNA from Labrus bergylta (ballan wrasse), 3031 nucleotides. RefSeq names its product protein phosphatase 1, regulatory subunit 15B. Gene Ontology annotation, molecular function: protein phosphatase regulator activity. Lineage: Eukaryota; Metazoa; Chordata; Actinopteri; Labriformes; Labridae. Gene Ontology annotation, cellular component: endoplasmic reticulum; protein phosphatase type 1 complex. Gene Ontology annotation, biological process: response to endoplasmic reticulum stress. The record is from RefSeq and is a predicted model, not a curated record.